This is a messenger RNA of Phalacrocorax carbo (great cormorant), 1227 nucleotides long. The record is from RefSeq and is a predicted model, not a curated record. Lineage: Eukaryota; Metazoa; Chordata; Aves; Suliformes; Phalacrocoracidae.
ACGAUCGCGGCGGCGAUCGACGCUCUCGGCUUACCUUCCGCUCCCCCCCCGCCCGGUUAGGCGCACCACCCCGGGGGCGGGGGCCGGGGCAGCGUGGGAGGGCGCCUGGCUGUAGGUGCCCGGGUAGUGCCGCUGCCGUCACCUCCUCCUGCCUGCUCGCCAUUAAGGGUGGGCGCCGCCGCCGCGGCCGUGCAGCGGAGGGCCUCCCUCAGGGAGGAGGACCGCUAGUCCCCGCGUGUCCCCCCGUCCCGGUCCCGCCGCUCUCCUGGGAGCCGCGGUGCUCUGUCCUUUUUCUGUGUGCCCGCCCCACGCGCAGGGCGGCCCGGGGCCAUGGAGCGCGUGUUCACGCCGCUGGACUGCCUCCUGCCCGCCGGAGACCUGAAGUUUUGCCUUCUGAUUCUGAACCAGCCUUUCAACAAAGAUCUCUUUUGUUGUCUUUGGAGCAAAGCUGCACUGCGAGCUUGUGCUGAUGGAGGUGCCAAUCAUCUCUAUUAUAUCACAGAAGGAAGCCAAGACAGCUUCUUGCCUGAUUACAUCAGUGGUGAUUUUGAUUCCAUUCAGCCUGAAGUCAAGGAGUACUACAAGGUCAAGGGAUGUGAGUUAAUUGAGACCAUGGAUCAGGACCUCACAGAUUUCACCAAAUGCCUUCAGAUACUCCAGAAAAAGAUAGAGAAGAAGGGCCUCCAGAUUGAUGUGAUUGUGACUUUGGGCGGACUUGGAGGACGCUUUGACCAAACAAUGGCAUCAGUGGAAACGCUUUUUCAUGCAACAAAUAUCACUCCUUUUCCAGUGAUAGUCAUCCAGGAGUGCUCACUGAUUUACCUGCUUCAACCUGGCAAGCACAAGCUGCGUGUGGACACAGGACUGGAAGGUGCCUGGUGUGGCCUCAUCCCCAUCGGGAACUCCUGUGAGAAUGUGACCACGACAGGCCUCAGGUGGAACCUCACUAACCAGGUGCUGAAGUUUGGAACACUCGUCAGUACUUCCAAUACCUAUGACAACUCUGGGAUUGUGACCAUUGAGACGGACAAGCCUCUGCUGUGGACAAUGGCUAUCAAAAGAUAAGAUGAGCUACAGCUGCCUUUUCUGAUCUGAGUCAGCUCAAAUUACUGCAAAAUUUCACUGAAUUAAGAUGGUAAAGCUGUUCCCAAAGAUACAAGCAGGCACUGAUUUUAUGUACUGAAGAGAAAACAAGUCUGAAAUAAAAGUCACUUGCGAUCAAAUCAA